Messenger RNA from Exserohilum turcica Et28A, 195 nucleotides. RefSeq lists its product as uncharacterized. The record is from RefSeq and is a predicted model, not a curated record. The transcript has a single exon. NCBI's taxonomy places the organism in Eukaryota, Fungi, Ascomycota, Dothideomycetes, Pleosporales, Pleosporaceae. The coding region runs from base 1 to 195 and encodes 64 amino acids.
AUGAGUGUUUCAGUCGCGGAUAGGAAUGUUGGUAUGAUUUGCCAGGUGCAAACCCCUGUGCUCCCAGUCCUGGUCGUUAAGGUUCGACAAGCAACCAAUCCUUGGCAUGGAAACUUCGUACGGAUAACGGCCAAUACAGCGAUGGCGGCAGCAAGCGAGGAGCGCACACAAAAUCUGCCGCCAGAAGAUCGAUAA